Messenger RNA from Hippopotamus amphibius kiboko, 3661 nucleotides. RefSeq names its product Fli-1 proto-oncogene, ETS transcription factor (gene FLI1). Gene Ontology annotation, molecular function: DNA-binding transcription factor activity, RNA polymerase II-specific; sequence-specific DNA binding. Gene Ontology annotation, cellular component: nucleus. Gene Ontology annotation, biological process: regulation of transcription by RNA polymerase II; cell differentiation. The coding region runs from base 754 to 2196 and encodes 480 amino acids. The transcript has 9 exons. Lineage: Eukaryota; Metazoa; Chordata; Mammalia; Artiodactyla; Hippopotamidae. The record is from RefSeq and is a predicted model, not a curated record.
AUAACGCGGGUUCCGUGCUUCUCAGGCCCCAUCUUUUGGGUCAUUCCCUGUGCUAGAAACAAACAGCCUAGUUGUAAGAAUCAGGAAAAGGUUGGGGAAAAUUGGGUCCUCUUCUCUAACUCCACUUGGCCCAUCACCGUGGCUCGUGUGGGUCCUUCCCGCACAACGGCAGACAUUUCUUCCGUGCGCUUCUGCAGAGAAUGGGGAGAUCCUCAUGGCACCCUCUCCAGCCUUCUCCCUCUCUGCCUUCCUUUCUGCUCAGCUGUUUGGAGAUGCAGUUCUCCGCUCACCACUGAUAUCAGCCAGGCCAUCAUGUGGCCAUGCUCCCACCACAUCCCCCAUCACUCAACUGAUGUGCGCGUGGAAAAUAACCUUUGACUUAAUCUAAGGAAAACAAAUGGUGGAAGACACAUCUGCUGGUGUUUAAAAAAAAAGAAAGAAAAGGGAAGAAAAAUAUAUAUGUGAGACAAAUUCCAAAAUAAGGGAAUUUUACUGACUAGUGAAUGCGUAGUCGUACAAGUGGCCCUCUUCUAGUAUUUCCUGCGUGCCUGACAUAGGAACAACAGGGCGAGUGGGUGCUGCCCACCUCCUCCCCUCGUUUGCAGGGUGAUUUCAGAGCCUUAUCUGUGCCUCCUAGAGGCCUGCAUUUGGAAGCUAGGAAGAGAGGACUGAGGCUGCAGUGGAACAAUCUGAUGGUUUGCGAGGAGGAGGAGAAACACAGAUGAGGAAGUAGCCUCUCUUCUCUGGAAGCCCAUGGAAUCCGCAUUUCAAAUCAAACUACUAUCUUCACACCCCUUCAUUUUGAACCUCGGGCAACCUUGGUUACUUUUAAGUAACAACACAGUUGAGAAGGAGGAGGCUCUGUCGGUGGUGAGCGACGACCAGUCCCUCUUUGACUCCGCGUACGGAGCGGCGGCCCACCUCCCCAAGGCCGACAUGACCGCCUCCGGGAGUCCCGACUACGGCCAGCCCCACAAGAUCAACCCCCUCCCCCCGCAGCAGGAGUGGAUGAAUCAGCCGGUGAGGGUCAAUGUCAAGCGGGAGUACGACCACAUGAACGGGUCCAGGGAGUCUCCGGUGGACUGCAGCGUUAGCAAAUGUGGCAAGCUGGUGGGCGGAGGCGAGUCCAACACCAUGAGCUACAACAGCUACGUGGACGAGAAGAACGGCCCCCCUCCCCCCAACAUGACCACCAACGAGAGGAGGGUCAUCGUCCCCGCAGACCCCACGCUGUGGACGCAGGAGCAUGUGCGGCAGUGGCUGGAGUGGGCGAUAAAGGAGUACGGCUUGAUGGAGAUCGACACGUCUUUCUUCCAGAACAUGGACGGCAAGGAAUUGUGUAAACUGAACAAGGAGGAUUUCCUCCGCGCCACCUCCCUCUACAACACGGAAGUGCUAUUGUCACACCUCAGCUACCUCAGGGAAAGUUCACUGUUGGCCUAUAACACAACCUCCCACACGGACCCAUCCCCACGGCUGAAUGUCAAAGAAGACCCUUCCUAUGACUCAGUCAGGAGAGGAGGAUGGGGCAGUAACAUGAAUUCUGGCCUCAACAAAAGUCCCCCCCUUGCAGGAGCACAAACAAUGAGUAAGAAUACUGAACAGCGGCCCCAACCAGAUCCCUAUCAGAUCCUGGGCCCAACCAGCAGUCGCCUAGCCAAUCCCGGGAGUGGGCAGAUCCAGCUGUGGCAGUUCCUGCUGGAGCUACUCUCGGACAGUGCCAAUGCCAGCUGCAUCACCUGGGAGGGGACCAACGGGGAGUUCAAAAUGACGGACCCCGACGAGGUGGCUAGGCGCUGGGGGGAGCGGAAGAGCAAACCCAACAUGAAUUACGACAAGCUGAGCCGCGCCCUCCGAUACUACUAUGAUAAAAACAUUAUGACCAAAGUACAUGGCAAGAGGUAUGCCUACAAAUUUGACUUCCACGGCAUCGCCCAGGCUCUGCAGCCACACCCCACCGAGUCGUCCAUGUACAAGUACCCCUCCGAUAUCUCCUACAUGCCUUCCUACCACGCCCACCAGCAGAAGGUGAACUUUGUCCCGCCCCACCCAUCGUCCAUGCCAGUCACGUCCUCCAGCUUCUUUGGAGCAGCGUCACAAUACUGGACCUCCCCCACGGGUGGCAUCUACCCCAACCCCAACGUCCCCCGCCAUCCCAACACCCACGUGCCCUCACACUUAGGCAGCUACUACUAGACGCUUCACCACCAGUGGCCUUCUCGCUGAAGUCCCCUCCCUCACACUUUGUUGGACAUACCUGGCCUUGAAGAGAAAACAAAACUGGAUGCUCUUUCUUGUUGGAUAGAACCUUUGUACCUGUUCUUUAAAAACAAUUCCUCUUUUUUUUCUUUUUUUUUUUUUUUUUAACGUUGGUAACUCCUGCUUCCUCUACUUUGAACAAAGAGAUGGAUAAUUCCGUGGGCCAGUAAGCAGCUUUGGAGUCUCAAUCUCCUGUCAGCCUACAAGUUGAAUAUCUAGAUUACUGGAAUGGUUGUGCCAUGGUUCUGGGAAAGAAGCUGUAGAUUUCUAUUUUUAGGACCAGAGCAGUUACGUAUCAACACACGGGUCUCCUCUUGGACCUUGAAGGGUUCAGUAUGAGAAAGAAUCAUGGACUUAACCAGUUAUGCUCUGGUUUGAGACUUAGUGAAAAGAGAGGCAGGAAGCUUAUCAUCUUAACUUAGGAAGAACUAACUCAGUGGAUGGCAACUGGAACAUUGGUUGUAAGGCCAGUGAAGUUUUCACCCAACUGGAAUUUAAGAGAAAGAACAAGUGUGUAUUUAAGAAGCCACGGGCAUUGCAGAAUCCCUCUCAGUGGGCAGUAAAUAAGCUCUAGGCUGACCAUGCUCUCUAGAAAGAGUCAAGAUAUGAACUAAGAAAUGUUCAUGCACACGCAGACAUUCCUGAAAGCCAGAGAAUUUUAAAUAACUUUUUUUUUUUAAAUGAUGACAGUGGGUCCCAGAACUUUGAAGAGUCCUAGGGAUUUCUAGACACAAGCAGAUUCGCAAGCGCUGUGCGCUUGUCAGAAAAUCAAUCCAGGGUCCACCAACCAGAAGGCAAUUUACUGUAUAAAUUAUGCAGAGUUAUUUUCCUAUAUAGCUCAGUAUUAAAAAUAAAUAAUUAAAAAGUGAAAAAGAGUAAAGAAACGAGUUGACCUCGGUCACAAAUACAAUGUUACUAUCAAAUCAGUCGUUAUUUUUUUUUUUUAAGUGUAAUUUGUACAUCUUUUGUCAAUCUGUACAUUUGGGCUGUUUGUACGUUUUUAUAGCUGGUUUUUAAGAAGCAUAAUGUGACUUACUGUGGAAAAAAGAACAGGACGUUGAAGUCACUGACUUACUGGGAAGAGAAUCACUGGUGUAGUUAUUUAACAAGUGAGCACAAGGAAGUCAAGGAAACCCCUGUAAACCGUCCCUGCCUUGGAGGUAUUUGUAAAUAACUGAACUGCAACAAUCACAACUUCAGAAAGAACAACCCAACUUUCCCUUGUGAAUAUGAGGCAUCUUCCGCCCCAAUAUAUGCAAUAUAUUUUUUAGAUAUUAAAAUAUAUAUAAUUUUGCAGGUAAUCAUUGACUUUUUUAAACUAUAUUGUUAAGCUGACAGCUGUCGACGGAGACUAUGUUGUAAAAUAAUUUGACUAAAUAAAUUGUGCCUUCUUCUCUCAGAA